Messenger RNA from Microcebus murinus (gray mouse lemur), 2662 nucleotides. RefSeq names its product copine 7 (gene CPNE7). Lineage: Eukaryota; Metazoa; Chordata; Mammalia; Primates; Cheirogaleidae. Gene Ontology annotation, biological process: cellular response to calcium ion. Gene Ontology annotation, molecular function: calcium-dependent phospholipid binding. The record is from RefSeq and is a predicted model, not a curated record. Gene Ontology annotation, cellular component: plasma membrane.
CGGGCAGCGAGCGGGAAGCGCGCCACGCCUGGCCCGGCCACCAUUUCCCGGGCGCCGCGGCGGCGCCGACUCGCGGGCAGCGGCCCCUCCGAGCGCCCAGCGGUCCCGAGCGCGGCGCCGGGAGCAUGAGCCUGGGCUCGCAGCGCGGGGCGGCGGCGGCCCCGGGGGUGGUGCCCGCGCCCUGCGCCUCGAAGGUGGAGCUGCGGCUCAGCUGCCGGCACCUGCUGGACCGCGACCCGCUCACCAAGUCCGACCCCAGCGUGGUGCUGCUGCAGCAGUGCCAGAGCCAGUGGGUGCAGGUGGACAGGACCGAGGUGGUCCGGAGCAGCCUGCACCCGGUGUUUUCCAAAGUCUUCACGCUGGACUACUACUUCGAGGAGGCGCAGAAGCUGCGAUUCGAGGUGUACGACACACACGGGCCCAGCGGCCUCGGCUGUCAGGAUGACGACUUCCUGGGGGGCAUGGAGUGCACCCUGGGGCAGAUCGUGGCCCAGAAGAAAAUGACCCGCCCGCUGCUGCUGAAAUUCGGCAGGAACGCCGGCAAGUCCACCAUCACGGUGAUCGCCGAGGACAUCUCGGGGAACAACGGCUACGUGGAGCUCUCCUUCCGGGCCAGGAAGCUGGACGACAAGGACCUCUUCAGCAAGUCCGACCCCUUCCUGGAGCUGUUCCGGGUCAACGACGAUCUCAGCGAGCAGCUCGUGUACCGCACGGAGGUCGUGAAGAACAACCUCAGCCCCGUGUGGGAGCCCUUCAAGGUGUCGCUGAGCUCCCUGUGCUGCUGUGAGGAGACUCGGCCUCUGAAGGGCCUGGUCUGGGACUACGACUCCCGCGGGAAGCACGACUUCAUCGGGGAGUUCGCCACCACCUUCCUGGAGAUGCAGAAGGCCUUCGCGGAGGACCAGGCCCAGUGGGACUGUGUGAACGCCAAGUACAAGCAGAAGAAACGCAACUACAAGAACUCGGGGGUGGUCGUCCUGGCAGAUCUGAAGCUCCACAGGGUCUACUCCUUCCUCGACUACAUCAUGGGCGGCUGCCAGAUCCACUGCACCGUGGCCAUCGACUUCACAGCCUCCAAUGGGGACCCCCGCAACAGCUGCUCCCUGCACUACAUCAAUCCCUACCAGCCCAACGAGUACCUGAAGGCCCUGGUGUCCGUGGGCGAGAUCUGCCAGGACUACGACAGUGACAAGAGGUUUUCUGCUUUGGGGUUUGGAGCUCGGAUCCCUCCCAAGUAUGAGGUGUCCCAUGACUUCGCCAUCAAUUUCAACCCUGAGGACGAUGAGUGUGAAGGGAUCCAGGGCGUGGUGGAGGCCUACCAGAACUGCCUGCCCAGGGUCCAGCUCUAUGGCCCCACCAACGUGGCGCCCAUCAUCUCCAAGGUGGCGCGCAUGGCGGCGGCCGAGGAGCACACCGGGGAGGCCUCGCAAUACUACAUCCUGCUGAUCCUGACGGACGGCGUGGUGACCGACAUGGCGGACACGCGGGAGGCCAUCGUGCGCGCCUCGCACCUGCCCAUGUCCAUCAUCAUCGUGGGCGUGGGCAACGCCGACUUCACCGACAUGCAGGUCCUGGACGGCGACGACGGCGUCCUGCGCUCCCCGCGGGGGGAGCCCGCGCUCCGCGACAUCGUGCAGUUCGUGCCCUUCCGGGAGCUGAAGAACGCGUCCCCCGCGGCGCUGGCCAAGUGCGUGCUGGCGGAGGUGCCCAAGCAGCUGGUGGAGUACUACAGCCACAGGGAGCUGCCCCCACGGGGCCUGGGCGCCCACACCCCCGAGGCCGGCCCCCGCUCCACACCUUGAAGGCCACGGAGAGGGGCAGCGUCCUCGGGGUCCCAUCUGUAGCACCUGGGGUCCCCCCCCAACCUCCCCAGGGGCCUCUGGUCCCCGCCCAGGCCCCUCCUGUUGUCCCGGCGCCUGGGCCCCGAGGGCUGGGAACGAAAUCAGGCGGGGUCGGCAGGGGACCGGGGUGGCCCUGCCAGGGGAGGGGCCUGACCUUUGUUGGGGGAGGUGCCCCCUCGCAGCCCCCAGUCCUGGGGGGCCAGAGCCCCGCUGCCUGGCGGCCCCCACAGCCCUCCCUCCUGCCCCUUGCUGCCACCCAGCGCCGAGUCUGCGGGGUCUGGGGGCGUCCGACGUAAUAAAGUGUCUCCUGGUCCCCACAGCUGUCUGGCGCCGUUACUGACCCUGCUGCACAGAGGCCUGGCCCCCUCCUUGCCCCCCAUGUGGAGCAGGGACUCCCCAGGGCCGCUCCUGGGCUGCUGAGGACCCGCCCAGGGUCCAAGGGGUACUGGGGGGGCCAGAGGGUGCGAUGACCCCCACCCCUGCCACCGCCAGCAAACUCCACUCAGCGUCACGAGACUCCCCAGGCCUGAAAUCGGCCCUGGUGAGGGUGUGGGCCUUGGGCAGCCGGAGCCCCCAGGUCCAAGUCUGCUGGGGGAGGAGGGGUCUUGGGGACCCAGCUGGGGGUGCCGGGCGAGCCUCGGGGCCACCUGGGCACACUCAGGUGCAGCCACCUGCCCGAGGCUCCAGCCCUGCCGGGGUUCCCAACCGAGUUUCCCCCAGAUUAUUUCGUCCAAGAAGAACAUGUGGUCCUGACCCCGAGUCCAGGCCCACCCACCCUUCAGUCAGUCCGUCCGUCCUCUCUGCCUAUUUUUAGCUCCUGA